This is a messenger RNA of Microtus oregoni (creeping vole), 3074 nucleotides long. Its product is annotated as cilia- and flagella-associated protein 99-like. The transcript is spliced from 16 exons. The record is from RefSeq and is a predicted model, not a curated record. Lineage: Eukaryota; Metazoa; Chordata; Mammalia; Rodentia; Cricetidae. The coding region runs from base 90 to 2036 and encodes 648 amino acids.
GGGCUCUGGCCCGCGGCGCCUGGAGAGACGACACGGGGGCAAACGGAGGCCUGUGGAAGCCUGGUGUCCCGCAGGCCUCUGCCUAAAAGAUGACCUACUAUGAAAAAUGCAUCGAGAUUGUAAUAGAGCAACUUGACAAAUUUAAGCCUGAGAAGGACAAUCCCGAACAGUUCCUGGAGACGGCAGCUGCCUCCUUACAGCAGACUUUGAACCCCCAAAAGCUUGCCUUUGUUUUGGAGAUUCUGUCUGGCUGCCUGGAAUACCAGAAGUUACUGACCAUCGUGGUGGAUGCCUUCUAUGUGCGGGAUGGUCAGCUCUGCCUGUGGGCCGACUACAACCUCUUUGAGGUAAUAUGCUACCUGGCCAUGUUCCAGCUGGAUGAGCUCGGCUUCCAGCUCUUCUGCAGCAUCAUCAAGUCCCAGCCUGUGCACAAGACGUGCAAGUUCCUCAGGUUCUUCUUUAACCCCUUAAACUUGUGCUCAUGGAUCAAGGACGAGUGGAGCCUCAUCUAUGAAACAUCCCAUGUGAAGGAGAACUGGAUUGACCCUCUGAUGAGAUGGCAGCCAGAGGUCCAGGAGCUGAUCAACCAACUGGAGGGAGUGCCAACCGAUCAAAUUCCUCCCUUGAAGACCAAGGCCAAGGUCACAGAGCCCAAGGAAUUCAACCUGACUGUGCCAAAGCCCCGUGCCAUUAGAAUGCCUGAGCCUGUACCCACUAUGGCCAAGCCAAAGCCUGUCCCUCAGAGCACCUACCAGGAGCCCAAGGAGCAGCAACUUCUGCAAAUGAUCAAAAGAUACAACCGCCGGAAUGCUGAGGAGCUGCUGCUGAGAGCGAACAUGGACGAGCUACGGUGUGCCAUGCCCCGGUUACGCAGGGAUCCCCAAGCACAGGAGUUGGAGAAGCAGCAGCAGCAUCAACCUGCACCCCAAAUACGCAGGACUUCAAAUCUGACCUUCUACAAGCCUAACAACUUCCCAGUCAAGCUGAAUACAGCCACCAUCCUUCGAGAAGGGGCCUUAUACCAGCGGCAGGUGGAGAAGGAACUGCAGAGAGUUGAUAAGCUUGUAGAUGGAGCUGGGGACUUCUCCGAGUUCCUCGAGUGGCAGAAGAAGAUGCUGGCCAAGGACCUGGAGGAGCAGUUAGCCGCAAGCGAGUGCCGGCGGCUGCAAGGAAAACUGAGCCACGAGGAGGCCAUCUUGGCCCGGCAGAACCUCAUACAGGAAAACAAGCAGAAGGCCGACCAGAAGAAGGAGGAGACAGCUGAGCUAAUGCUGCAGUGUGCUGAGCGGCGCCUCCAAGAGGAGAAGUCCAUGAAAGAACUGGUGGAGCAGGUCAAUGAAGCCCAGAAGAAUGUCAAGGUGGCCCAAAUGAAGCUUGUGAAGGGCCGGCAGCAGAUAGUUCAGGAGGUGAUGGAAGAGAUCCGGGAGCUGCUGCAGCGUAGCUCAAAGGCAGCCAAAGAGGAGCAGAGGCAGCGCUGUGAGCUCAUCGCCCAGCUGCGUGCGCUGGAGACACAGCCCACACGCAAGGGCAAGCUGGUAGACCUGACCCAGAUCCCAGGAUAUGGUCUGGAAGGAGAGAUGUCUGUUGUGGAACUUCGAGAAAGGCUGGCCCUGCUUAAAGAAACCCAGAAACGAGAGCAGGAGGAAAAGCGGGAUCAAAUCAUUCAGGACAAGAGAGCCAAAAGCCAAAAGCUACAGAACACAGUGGAACAAAUCUCAUUGUGCCGCGCAGCCAUGGGCAGAACUGCAGCCUUGAGGUGGGAGGAAAAGAAGGCCCGGGCGGCAAGCCUGGGGACACCCUCUCAGGAUGAGCGCGUGUUGGAGCUGCAGCGCAGAAUGGAGGAGAGAGCAGCUGAGCGUCGUAGGCAGACAGCGCAGCUGCAUGUGCCACCGCCCAGGGUCGGGCGCCCCCAGUUGCCGGCUCAGACGGAGGCGCAACACUGGCUGGAGCUGUACCAGAGUCGCGAACGCAGGCUGCAGGCCAUGCAGGAGGCAGACCGCACCUGCCAGCCUACCCACCACCUGGAGGCUGCCUGAGCAGCUCCGCGGGCGGCCCUGCGCAAACACCGCGCAUGGCCGUUGACCUGCGUCCCCACCCCGGCCCUUUUCCUGAACCCCAGCCACAAUGCCCAGCCUCUCCCGAACUCCAGCCUGUUCCUGGGCAGUUGCCCCAGAAAAGACAAGGUGCAGUGGUGAACCAGAAACGCUAAACAACUACUCUUGCUCUGGACUGCAGCUGGCUACCCACGUUUUUAUAAGCUAAGCUAGUCCUUCCUUAUGCCCAGCAAGGCUCUUCGUGGGGCUGGGAGCUCCACUCUCCACUUGGAGCCAGUAGAUAUCCCUGAGAACCCCACAGCAGCGUGGGAUUGCCAGUGAGGUCCGGUUCUUGAACACCUACUAUGGACUGGCCCUUCUCGUACCUCAUGCAGAUCAUCUGAGCGAUGGAUCGCUGCAUACAGCAACUAUCACCCAGUCCUAUUCAGCUAAUAAGGCCACCUGUGCUCAAAGAGGACCCUGGCCUGAAAGCCAGGGCUCAGAGCCAACUGCAGGUGCCUUUCAGGGUCCUCGCUCCAGCAUCAUCAAGAGCCCAAGUCCAACAAAACUAGAGCCCUUGGGGACACCGUUCAACAGGGCAAGUAGCAUGCAGAUCAGCUGUGUUCUAAAUUCCUGGCCUCCGAGUUUCUCUGUACUGGAAAACCCAGACUUUAAUAAUAGGUGCAUGGAAUGAAUGCCUGCUGGUGAAUCUUAGCCUGAAAAUAAAGCUAUAUUGUGAUGUUUGGUUCAUAGGAAGAUGAUGGCAAGUCAUUGAGAGGGAAUAGGCAAGGAGAAACUGCUUGAUGGGUAGAUGUUCAAAAGAGACACCACCCCCUGGACGUCCUCCUUAGGCCUGCAGAGAAGAUGGCCCCUCAGGUUACGGUGAGGCCAUACUCCAGGGUGCUUUCAGACCAAGAAAGUCUUUUAGCACUGACAGGAGUCCUACCUCAGUAUUGAGAACAAAAAGAAUUCCAAAGAUCUUUACAAUCCUGGGUGAGGGCUGUGGGGAGAAAGGAAGCCCCAUCUUUCUAUUGAAUUAGA